UCGCUCUGACACACACACACACAUGCACACACACAAGCGAGUGUGCGCACACACACACACACACACGCACAUACACACCCUCCUCCCCCACCGCUGCAGUGUCUCUUAACUGCCUUGGAGCUAGCGGCAGAGGAAACGGCACACAGACAAUAAUACAAGGAAGGGAGCCAGAGAAAUACAGAAGGCAGAGAAGAAGGAAGAAAAACGGAGGGAGAAAGUGACCAAGACCGAGAGAGAAGAGGAGAGAGGGGAGAAAUAGAGGGAUAGAGAGAAGGCGAGAGAGAGGCGGCGUGCUCUGAGGAGGAGAGAUAGGGCUGGGGGGAAAAUAAGAGGAUGUUGGAGGAUUGGGACUAAGGACGGCACACUCCCUCUCCCUGCCUCACUAUGAGUGUUUGUCUGCAGUGCCAGUUCUGAAUGGAAGUCAUACAGUGAAACGGCUCACAGUAAUGAAUAAAAGCCGCUGUUUCUGGUCCCUCCAUCAGACCGCGUCAGGAAAGCCAAAGCGUGCCUUUCGCAACCCCAACAAGUCUAACGCUCCACACAAGGCCAGUCUGGUCUUUGUCAUUGCCUCUCCGCACAGGUCAGAGGAAUUGGUGCCAGAUUCAACCGGGCUCUAAUGAGAGACAAAAUAGAAACCAUUGAGAGCACACACACCACAGCACGGCUCCGUUACAGAAAGAGAAAACAGCAGCACCUUUAAUAAAAAAAAAACACAUCGGUUCCGACUAAGCUCAAGACAGCCAGCUGCAGGACUGCAAGAUAAAGAGAGAAGAGGAGGCAAGACAAAGAAAGAGUGACAAAGAAGAAAGAAAGAAGGAAAGAGAGAGAGACGAGAGAGGGAAGGAGGUGGAUGUAUGCAGUGUGCAGAGGACAGCGAGGCAGCGGGGAGGCCAUGAGGUCCAGGAGUCAGGGGGCUUUGCCAUCUCCGAGCGCCGUUCCCCAGCACCGCCGGCACCACUGACCGCGUGGUGGUGCAACCUCCCCCUCCACCCUCCCACCCUUCACCACACCCCAGCGCCCAGGCACACACCUCUCCUCCCUCCACCUUUGCCUCACCUCGUCCUGGGGAGAGAGCCUGCUAUGAUCCCCUCCUUCCAAGGGCCUGGUUGUCCAGCCUGAACGUCGGGGCCUGCUGGGUCCAAUGGUCAUGCCCUGGUAGAGUGGCGGUAAAAAAAAUCUGAGAAAGGUGCUCUUUUGCUGCAACAAAGGGCCAUCAGCGCUCCGUACGUGAAGGAUGCUGAAAACUUGAUUCUACUUGAUUCAGUGGACCCUUCUUUGUGCUGCAUAAGUCUUCCUAGUCUUACUAAGGAUUAGGGGGUCAAAUAUUACAUUGGAUAUCAGAUAUCACUGAUUACUUCCGUGACAUUUGAAUCAACUCUCUCACCUCCCCACCCCCACACCCCACUUAUUUUUUUGGUGAUUCCAGACACUUUCUUAGGCACCGUCCUUAACCGACAGGAAACAUUCUCUCUCAAUCGUUUAACACCCUGCGGAGGAUCAUGGGAUGCAGGCAGAGCUCUGAGGAGAAGGAGGCGGCGCGGCGGUCCCGUCGCAUCGACCGCCACUUGCGCUCGGAGAGCCAGCGGCAGCGGCGUGAGAUCAAGCUCCUCCUCCUGGGGACCAGCAACUCGGGCAAGAGCACCAUCGUCAAGCAGAUGAAGAUCAUCCACAGCGGCGGCUUCAACCUGGAGGCGUGCAAGGAGUACAAGCCCCUCAUCCUCUACAACGCCAUCGACUCGCUCACGCGCAUCAUCCGCGCGCUCGCCACCCUCAAAAUCGACUUCCACAACCCGGACCGGGCGUACGACGCCGUGCAGCUCUUCGCGCUGACGGGCCCCGCCGAGAGCAAAGGGGAGAUCACGCUCGAGCUGCAGGGAGUCAUGAAGCGCCUGUGGGCCGACUCGGGCGUGCAGGAGUGUUUCCAGCGCUCCAACGAGUACCACCUGGAGGACAACACUGCCUACUACCUGAAUGACCUGGACCGCAUCUCGGCGGCCGAGUACAUCCCCACGGUGGAGGACAUCCUGCGCUCACGUGACAUGACCACUGGCAUCGUGGAGAACAAGUUCACCUUCAAGGAGCUCACCUUCAAGAUGGUGGACGUGGGUGGGCAACGCUCGGAGCGGAAGAAGUGGAUCCACUGCUUUGAGGGCGUCACCGCCAUCAUCUUCUGCGUGGAGCUCAGUGGCUACGAUCUCAAGCUUUACGAGGACAACCAGACGAGUCGCAUGGCGGAGAGCUUGCGCCUCUUCGACUCGAUCUGUAACAACAACUGGUUCACCAACACCUCGCUCAUCCUCUUCCUCAACAAGAAGGACCUGCUGGCCGAGAAGAUCAAGCGCAUCCCGCUGACCGUCUGCUUCGCCGACUACAAGGGCCAGAACACCUACGAGGAGGCAGCCGUGUACGUGCAGCGCCAGUUCGAGGACCUCAACCGCAACAAAGAGACCAAGGAGAUCUACUCGCACUUCACCUGCGCCACCGACACCAGCAACAUCCAGUUUGUGUUCGACGCCGUCACGGACGUCAUCAUCCAGAACAAUCUUAAGUAUAUCGGCCUCUGCUAGGACUUGGGGACUUCU
Messenger RNA from Alosa alosa (allis shad), 2582 nucleotides. RefSeq names its product guanine nucleotide binding protein (G protein), alpha z polypeptide (gene gnaz). Bases 1500 to 2567 code for a protein of 355 amino acids. The record is from RefSeq and is a predicted model, not a curated record. Gene Ontology annotation, molecular function: G-protein beta/gamma-subunit complex binding; GTP binding; GTPase activity. Gene Ontology annotation, biological process: adenylate cyclase-modulating G protein-coupled receptor signaling pathway. Gene Ontology annotation, cellular component: heterotrimeric G-protein complex. NCBI's taxonomy places the organism in Eukaryota, Metazoa, Chordata, Actinopteri, Clupeiformes, Clupeidae. The transcript is spliced from 4 exons.